This is a messenger RNA of Scophthalmus maximus (turbot), 5633 nucleotides long. RefSeq names its product transient receptor potential cation channel, subfamily M, member 2 (gene trpm2). Bases 566 to 4954 code for a protein of 1462 amino acids. Gene Ontology annotation, biological process: calcium ion transmembrane transport. Gene Ontology annotation, cellular component: membrane. Lineage: Eukaryota; Metazoa; Chordata; Actinopteri; Pleuronectiformes; Scophthalmidae. Gene Ontology annotation, molecular function: ligand-gated calcium channel activity. The transcript has 33 exons. The record is from RefSeq and is a predicted model, not a curated record.
CAGACUGUGGUUGUAACGGCUGGAACACGACAUGAAACAUAGCAGAUUUCCACACACACCACAAGCCUAAAAAGAAUCAACCUCAUGCUGUUGCUGUCGUUUGUCCGAGUAAGAGGAAGAUCUGAAGACAGUGAAAAGGGACCGGAUGGCUGAACCUGUUGGUCAGUGUGGACGUGUAGCCUCCAUUGAAAAACAAGCAGAGGCUUGCAGCUGAUAUUAGAUCUGUUUUCUUUGUGGGACCAUUUGGUUUGUUUGUUACUUCCUUCAGAAAUGCUGCCGAAAUCUGAGAGUAAGGUUCAUCCACAGCAGCAGAGGGAUCUCGGACUAAAUCGAGUGAUGACUUGUUUCCAAAAAAGCUGGCGCUGGGAUGCCUUCGGUCCCGCAUGGAGGGGGUUUUGGUCAGACUCCCCGCUGCCGUCGCUCAGCACUGACAUCACUGAUGCAGUGCCGGAUGCUGCGCCAGCUCCCACAGUGCCGACUGCAGAGGCUCCCCUCUCCUGCCAUGCUGUCGGCUCUCAGCCUGGGGCGGACCUGUGCGGCGUAGCACUCCCAUGUCUCCUGCAGGAUGAGGGGAGCUGAGGCAGAGUCCGAGCUGGUCCACUCUCUGGCAAUAAGCUCAGCCAGACCCUCUGAGCACCUGUCUCUGUCCCCUUCCUUCCAGCGCUGUGCGUUCGCCUCCUGGAUCAGGGGAAACGUCUGCAAGAAGGAAUGUUGCUUCUUUGAGAAAGGCGUCAGAGAGGAUGCAUGCAAGUGCGGUUACUCAAAAACCGACCAUGUGGACGAGGCCAUCAAGCCGGAGGACUUCGCCGGGGAGUCGUGGGACAGGCACAGGCACGUUCGCGAGGGGCCCACCGAUGCUUUCGGAGACAUCAGCUUCGGUGGUUUGGGCCAAAAGACGGGCAAGUAUGUGCGAGUGUCCGCAGACACCAGGCCUGAGGUCCUGUACCGCUUGCUGACCGAGCAGUGGAAGCUGUCCCCACCCAACCUGCUGAUCUCAGUGACCGGAGGAGCCAAGAACUUCUACCUGAAGGGCCGUCUCAAGAGCAUGUUCCACAGAGGUAUCAUCAAGGUGGCCCAGACGACAGGUGCAUGGAUCCUCACCGGUGGCACCCACACAGGUGUGAUGAAGCAUGUGGGGCAGGCUGUGAGGGACUACGCCCUGAGCAGCUCCUCCGCGAAGGGUCAGAUCGUAGCAAUCGGAGUGGCGACAUGGGGAGUCAUUCACAACCGGGACUCUUUGGUGUGUUCAGAGGGAUGUUUCCCAGCUCAUUAUUUGGGGGACGUAAGUGGCCAGGGCCGGCUGUCCUGCCUCGAUAACAACCACACCCACUUCCUGCUGGUGGACGACGGGACCCACGGACGCUACGGCAUGGAGAUUGAACUGCGUAGCCAUCUGGAGAAAUACAUCUCUGGAAAGCGUCUUGGAAACAAAGAGAACGGUGUGACCAUUCCUGCCGUCUGCGUGGUUUUGGAUGGAGGUCCGGGCACUCUGAAUACCAUCUAUAAUGCCAUUCUGAACGGUACACCGUGUGUGCUCCUGGAAGGAUCUGGGAGAAUAGCAGAUGUGAUUGCGCAGGUCGCAGGACUGCCAGUGACCCGGGUCACUAUUGCCCUCAUCCACCAGUUGAUGAAAAAGUUCUUUGGCCAAGAGUAUGAAAAGUUCGCCGACAUCAAGAUCAUUGAAUGGACCAAGAUGAUCCAGGACAUCAUUAGGUCGCAACACUUGCUGACAGUAUUCAGACCAAGCGAGGACAGUCAUGGGUAUCUGGAUGUGGCUAUUCUUCAAGCUCUACUCAAAGCUUCGAGGACCAGCGAGUCACAGUGCUGGAAGAGGCAGCUGGAGCUGGCCAUAGCCUGGAACCGGGUGGAUAUAGCCGAGAGUGAGAUUUUCACAGAAGAGAGCCAGUGGAAGUCCAGUGACCUCCACUGGGCCAUGUUCUCGGCCCUCGUCGGCCACAAGCCCCAGUUUGUGAGGCUGCUGCUGGAGAACGGUGUGAGUCUGUGGGAUUUCCUGCAGGACGAGGUGACCCUGUGCGAGCUCUACAGGCAGCUCCCCAGCUGCUUCUUCCUCCGCAAGCUGGCCAAGCGGCUUCACAGCUCCUGCCGCAGCAGGAGGCAGCCGUUCGGCAUCCGGCCGCGGGCCCACUCGGGGCAGGGGGAAACCAUCUCCAUGACUCACGUGUGCGAGGAGGUGCGUCACCUGCUGGGCAGUUUCACCAAGCCCCUCUACCCUCCUCCCCCCACCGCGCCAUACCACUUCAACAUGACCAUGGAGGAAACAUCUUCGUCGCUGUCUAAAAAUCAGGCGGGCUCCCGAGGUUCACUCAGGGAGGACCACGCUGAAGCACCGAGGGACCCAGGCAGAGACCUUUUCCUCUGGGCUAUCGUCCAGAACAAUAGGGAGCUGGCUGAAAUUUUCUGGGAGCAGUGUGGAGACUGCAUUUCCGCCGCCCUGGCCGGCAGUAAGAUCCUGAAGAAAAUGGCUGGGGAGGCAAGUGAUGCAGACGAGGCGGAGGCCAUGCAAGAGCUCGCCAACCACUACGAAGAACACGCCAUCGGUGUGUUCAGCAAGUGCCACAACAGCGAUGAAGAGCGUGCUCAGAAGCUGUUGGUCCGUGCGUCGCCUAUUUGGGGACGGACGACGUGCCUGCGUUUGGCCCUGGAGGCUGAUGAUAAAAGCUUCGUCGCUCAGUCGAGUGUUCAGGCUCUUCUGACUCAGAUCUGGUGUGGCGAGCUUUCAGUGGACAACCCUGUGUGGAGGGUGCUGGUCUGCAUGGUCUUCUUCCCCCUUAUCUACACUGGCUUUCUGCUUUUCAGACGCGAUGAAGUCAUCCACAGAGAGACCGAGAAGAACGAGGAGAUCAAGACGUUGGAGAGUGUGACAGGGAGUACACUUAGAACCAAUUCCAGUGGCCUUGACCCCCCCAGGCUGCAGCAGCCGAAGCUCCUGGGCUGCUGGUCCAAACUCGUCUGCCUGUACAGCUCCCCCCAGGUCAAGUUUUACUGGAAUAUUGUGUCCUACUUCGCCUUCCUCUUCCUGUUCGCUGUGGUGCUGAUGAUCGACUUCCAUGCUAAGCCCUCUGCCGGGGAGUUGCUGCUCUACAUGUGGCUCAUCUCGGUGGUGUGUGAGGAGGUCAGACAGGUGUUUCAUGAUCACGAUGGCUUUGGGCUUCGUAAGAAAGCCAAGAUGUACAUUGACGACCUGUGGAACAUUUUAGAUGUUCUGUCCAUCCUGCUGUUUGUCAUCGGCCUUGCUUUUAGGCUGACGACCGAGCUGUUCUACGCAGGCAAAAUCCUCCUCUGCAUCGAUUUUGUGGUCUUCUGCCUCCGCCUCAUGGCCAUCUUCACUAUCAGCCGAACCCUGGGGCCCAAAAUCAUCAUAGUCAAGAGGAUGAUGAUGGAUAUGUUCUUCUUCAUGUUCCUGCUGAGUAUCUGGGUGGUGGCGUACGGCGUGGCCAAGCAAGGCAUUCUCAUCGACAAUGACGAUCGGCUCAAGUGGAUUGUCCGCGGGGCGGUUUACGAGCCCUACCUCAUCAUAUUUGGGAAUUUCCCCACCAACAUUGACAAUGCUGCAUUUGACAUAAACUCCUGCACCAUACAUGGCACCGAUCCUCUGAAGCCCAAGUGUCCCAUGCUGAAUGACAACCAAACGCCAGCCUUCCCCGAGUGGCUCACCAUCAUCAUGCUCUGUGUUUACUUGCUCUUCGCCAACAUACUGCUGCUCAACCUGCUCAUAGCCAUCUUCAACUUCACGUUCCAGGAAGUGCAGGACAACACGGACAGAAUAUGGAAGUUUCAAAGAUAUGAGCUCAUUAAGGAGUACCACAGCCGCCCGGCUGCCCCUCCUCCCUUCAUCAUCCUCAGUCACCUUUACCUCUUCAUCAGGCACGUCGUGCUGUGCAGGCCGCCCGUCAAGUGCAAGGAGUUCAACGAUGAGCUUCCUCAGGUGGAGGAAGAGGAGCUGCUGUCCUGGGAGGCGUUGAUGAAGGACAGAUACCUGGUGUCCACACAGCAGGAGCAGAGCCAGAGCAUGGAGCGACGCAUCCUGGACACAGCCCAGAGGGUUACCACUAUCAGCGAUCGCCUGGAGACGGAGGAGCCGAGCGCUGCUGCCAUGGUGCAAAUACUGGCCCGGCUGGAGGAGCAGGUCGUCCUGUCGACCCAAGCCCUGCAGAGGAUUAUGGACAAUCUGACAUCUCAGGGUCAUGCAACAUCAACUACAGCAGACGAGACCGCCGACACUUUGACAAAUGUGUCAGAGACCGAGGUCGGGUUCCACGUGAACGCCCGUCAGCCUCACUAUCCCGACAGCAAGCUCACACGCUUCCCUGUGCCUGAGGAGAAAGUGCCGUGGGAGGUCAGCUUUAGCUUAUACAUGCCAGCCUAUUAUGCCUCUGAAGACAGCGGGGACCAUGUGGAGGGAUCGGAAUCAGAGGCCUUGGAUGAUUACAGAAACCCGGGAGGGAGGACUGGCAUCAGGGGACGAGGUGCACUCGGCCAACUGGGCCCAAAUAUGAAUCUAGACCUUGUCGUUACGCGCCAGCGAGACAGCGACAGAUCUGUUCUGGAGUAUCUGGCAGUUUGGGACGAGAGCCGCGGGACCUUGACUUUACCUGGGGGACCCGUGAAAUCUGCCGAUCACCUGCCAGUGAUGCUCAAGAGAACCAUGGGAAAGACGCUGUAUGAAAAGAUAACCGCAAAAGUAUCCGAGGGAACGAAGGUGUCUGAGGGUUAUGUGGAUGACUGCAGGAACACAGAUAACGCCUGGGUGGAGAACACCGUCCUAAACAUUCACCUGGACAGAACGAGCCAGGUGAUGGUGGAUAUCAAUAACAUGGUGGUGAGCGGCCACGGCUCCCUUCAGUGGCAGGAGGUGAGCAGCAAAACGCGACUGGGCUCAAACCACAGAGACUCUCUGCGGCAGGUUGCUGGGCUGCACAACAGGAAGUUCUGAAUUUCACUCUGCUGUAGCUGUGAAUGUGCCUCUUCUUCCACAUGUUCACUUUCACCAGCCUGUUGCAAUUCCGCUUGAGAAAAAAACAAACAAGGCAAAGCCAUAAUGUUUGCUGCCGCGGAUGAUUUUGCAACAUUUUGCACAAAUGUCAUAUGACAUUAAACUGAAUGUUUCGCUUACACCCUGUGUUGGUCACUUAAAACACGAGUUGGAGUUCACGUGUGUACAUUGAGAACACUAAUGCUUCAGGUCACAGCGCUUCUUACUUCUACAGCUACAUUCCACUCCACUGUUUAUCUGACAGUUAUAUUGAGUAGUUCCUUAUUUUUCAUACAAAACAUACAAAUGUGAAUCAUGAUCCAUUAUCAAGACACAUAGUGACACGUGUCUGUAACCAUCAAUCUUAUACAUAUAAGAUUAAGGAAUUUUCUGUUCGAUGAGCUGUUAUUUUUCAUCUAAGUUGCGGCUGAUACUUCAACACUUUUACUUGAGUACAAUUUUGAAUUUCAGGACUUUCACUUGUAUUCAAGUAAGAGUUUUUCUGAAGUACUGAAAUACUGCUAUACUACAGUAAUGAAAUAUAUUCCUGUCAUGCCAAGUAACUUGUUGCACUUUAUGCCACGUGGGACCUUCACAUAGUCAUGCACUCGUGGACUUUAUAAUUAAUAAAGAGUGACCU